This is a messenger RNA of Caenorhabditis bovis, 1674 nucleotides long. The record is from the annotation of a GenBank genome assembly. Lineage: Eukaryota; Metazoa; Nematoda; Chromadorea; Rhabditida; Rhabditidae.
AUGAAGUUUUUUCAUAUUUUGCUAGCCAUCAAUGUCGCGAAUUCUCAAUACGUCAGUGAACCAUUACUAUACUCUGCUCCUGGAGUGAAACCCGAUUCAUCGUCGUACAACAAUCCUGAGCAUUCAAUAAGACCCACUCCAAUUGCCACUUGGGUUCAAAGGUUAAAUGAAGGUGAAGAUGCUGAAAACAACCUUGAUGGAUCAGGAUCAGGGUUGCCAGAAACUAUUGAAGUUGAAGGCUCAGCUGCUGGUGAAGGAUCAGCUACGCGUCCGAAAGGAAUUGACAAUCAUGCUUCUGGCGAAGGAGCUGACGACUUUGAUCUCCUCAUGUCCAAAAUGGAUAAAAACAUGUUUGACAGCGGAAUUGCUUGUCCAAGCGACGUAAUGUUUGUUGUUGAUGCCACUUCCUCUGUUAAAGAUAUUUUUAAUCAAUCAAUCAUAUAUUUACGAAAGGUAGUCGAAGGCCUAGAUGUUUCUGAUCUCAUCGAUCAUGUCGGAGUGAUUGUCUAUAGCAGCGGAAAAAAACAAAAACUGAAGAUUCGCCUCGGGCAGUAUAACAAACGCUCAGACCUUGAUAAGGCGAUAACCGAUCUUCCAUUCUUCUCCGGCAUUACGGCUACUGGAGAAGCACUUAAGUUCGCCGCUGAUCACAGCGAAGAUAGGAGGAAUAAUGUGACCUUGAACUACGUGGUUCUCACUGAUGGCUACAGCUACGAUCUCAUUGAACAAGGAGCUAGAAAACUAAGAUCUAUUCCCAAUUCUGAAGUUUUUGCUGUGGCAGUUGGAGACUCAUUUGUCAAGAACGAACUUGAAAUGAUUACGUCAAAUCCAGACAACGUUCUUUAUGGUCCAACAUCUUAUGGAACUUUGGUUCGGAAAAUUAAGAGAUGUCAAGCGAAAUUGGAUUUUCAAAGAGAUGAAGAGGUUGAAACCAUAACGGUUCGUUACAUUCCCACUGCAACUGACUCUCAGGGCCGUCACUUAAUUCCAUCUCCGAGAUAUACCAAGAAUGGGGUGAUUCAUUUCAACGACAAGGUGAUUUUGACAAAAGAGCAAAUUGCCGAAAUUGAAAAACAAAUCAGUUUGAAUAAUUUGUCAGCAAUUCCCACCACCGAGGAACCGUUGUUGACAAAGGAUUGCGAAUACGAUUUGGGAAUCAUUUUUGAUGCUUCUGGAUCGUUGAUGCAGAAUUUUCAGAAACAACUGAAACUUGCUGACAAACUUAUCGAACAGCUCCCUAUUUCCGAAAAUGAUACACAUGUCGGAAUAAUUCAAUACGCCGGUAGAACCAAAAUCCGCGUUUUGUCCUCUUUCGAUGUUUUCUCGCCAAAGGCCAGUAUCAAAAAGACCAUUAUGAGUGCGAAGUUUUUCUCAGGAACCACAUUUACGAACCAAGCACUCAAUAGAAUGGCUAAUCUCUAUAAAAAUUCGAAAAGAAAAAACGCGCACAAACAAAUGGUUAUCUUCACUGAUGGAUACAGCGCUGAAGAUACAUCACAAGGAAUUGAGCUUCUGAAAUCACUAGGAGUUACAAUUUAUACCGUUGGAAUAACGGAUGGAACAAAUAUAAAUACACUUGAGUUAGAGGAAAUGGCAACUUCUCCAAAUUAUUAUUUCGAAGUCAACCAGUUUGACGAUUUGCUGCAGCAUUUCCCAUCAACUCAAUAUUGUUAA